Messenger RNA from Penicillium cinerascens, 1212 nucleotides. RefSeq lists its product as uncharacterized. Gene Ontology annotation, biological process: plasma membrane lactate transport. Gene Ontology annotation, molecular function: secondary active monocarboxylate transmembrane transporter activity. Gene Ontology annotation, cellular component: plasma membrane. The record is from RefSeq and is a predicted model, not a curated record. NCBI's taxonomy places the organism in Eukaryota, Fungi, Ascomycota, Eurotiomycetes, Eurotiales, Aspergillaceae. The coding region runs from base 1 to 1212 and encodes 403 amino acids. The transcript has 4 exons.
AUGACAGUCACCCUCAUGCUUCGAUCCGUCGGUGCCGUCAUCUUCGGCAUACUCGCGAACCGAUACGGGCGGAAGUGGCCCAUGAUUAUCGACUUAUGUCUGUUUAUUAUUUUGGAGCUUUGCGCGGGGUCUUGUAAUACCCUACCUCAGUUUCUGGGUGUUCGGUCUCUGUACGGGAUUGCCAUGGGAGGACUCUUUGGCCCUGCUGCUGCUACCGCUCUUGAAGACUUACCAUAUGAAGCGCGCGGUCUUCUCUCGGGCCUCUUUGAGAUGGGAUAUGCAACGGGUCAUCUGCUCGCUGCGGCAUUCUACCGGGCGCUUGUCCCCACCACGUCGCACGGCUGGAGAAGUCCACCUGUAUUGAUCAUUGCCUUUCGAUGGUUUUUGCCGGAGACAAAUCAUUACCAGGUAAUGAAAGCAGAACGCGAGGCGCGUGCCAACGCAGCAGGAGACAACCACGAACAUUCAAAGGGCCUUCGGGUCUUUAUCCGUGACGCUGGGCGCGCUCUUCGUGACAACUGGGUCCUUUUUGUCUAUCUGGUCGUGCUGAUGAGGGGGUUCAAUUCCUGCUCCCAUGGUAGCCAGGACUUCUACCCGACCUUCCUGAAGGACCAGGUUGGAAUGGAUGCAACGGACACCACGGUCAUCACGGUCGUGGGGUCAAAUCGGUGCUCUAAUAGGAGGCUGCUCAGUCGGAUAUAUCAGCACUUUUCUUGGUCGGCGGUUGACCAUGCUGGUAUCGUGCGUCCUUGGCGGAGCUAUAAUCCCGGCUUCUUUGUCGGUGGUGUCUGGGGUCCGAUGCCCAUUCAUCUGCUUGACCUGUCGCCCAUCGCACUUCGCUCUUUGAUGGUCGGGUUGACCUAUCAACUGGGCAAUCUGGGAUCUUCUGCUUCUGCUACCAUCCAAUCCAUUAUUGGGGAACGAUUUCCGCUGCCACCGGGACCCGAUGGAAAGAAGCGCUUUAACUAUGGAAAGGUCAUUGCUAUUUUCAUGGGUGCAGUGUGGGCAUUUCUUCUGUUCUUCCUUUUCUGGGGUCCCGAGAUGUCGCAGGAAGAGCGUGAUGAAGAAGCCGAGGCAGCGAAGAACCUGGAGAGACUGCGGGUUGAGGGGGUUAGUUUGGCGGAUAUUGGACAGCAGCAGUUCAAAGGGAAGGAGAUGGAAGAUCGCGAUGAAGAAAAGGCCGAGACUGUACACAUUGAGGGCAGAGUGUAG